Cynara cardunculus var. scolymus (artichoke) is the source of this 1059-nucleotide messenger RNA. RefSeq names its product protein CUP-SHAPED COTYLEDON 2-like. The transcript is spliced from 3 exons. Lineage: Eukaryota; Viridiplantae; Streptophyta; Magnoliopsida; Asterales; Asteraceae. Bases 1 to 1059 code for a protein of 352 amino acids. The record is from RefSeq and is a predicted model, not a curated record. Gene Ontology annotation, biological process: regulation of DNA-templated transcription. Gene Ontology annotation, molecular function: DNA binding.
AUGGAGUUUUUCAGCCACCAUUUUGAUAGCACUACUGGUUCUGAAGGAUGUUUGCCACCUGGGUUCAGAUUUCAUCCUACUGAUGAAGAGCUCAUCACUUGUUAUCUUCUCAGAAAAGUCCUCGACGGUAGCUUCACCGGCCGUGCGUUUUCUGAUGUUGAUCUUAACAAAUGUGAACCAUGGGAGCUUCCACAAAGAGCAAAGAUGGGGGAGAAAGAAUGGUACUUUUUCAGUCUCCGGGACCGGAAAUACCCAACUGGGCUGAGGACCAACAGAGCGACGGAGGCCGGCUACUGGAAAGCCACCGGAAAAGAUAGAGAGAUCUACAGUUCAAAGACGUCAGCUCUAAUUGGGAUGAAGAAAACCCUAGUUUUCUACCGUGGGAGAGCUCCAAAAGGAGAAAAAAGCAACUGGGUGAUGCAUGAAUACCGUCUUGAAGGCAAAUUUGCUUACCAUUUUCUCUCGAAAAGCUCCAAGGAUGAAUGGGUGAUCUCUCGUGUGUUCAAGAAAAGUGGUGCCGGAGUUGGGGUCGUCGCCGCCGCCGGAAAAAAAUGGUUGACCGGUGGUGGGAUGAGUUACGGAAAAGAACUCAGCUCUUCAUCGGGCGUUUCGGGUUCACUACCACCACUGCUCGACUCCUCCGCCUACACCUCCGCCUACACCUCCGAACGAGAAAGCUUCUCCUACGACAGCAACCCGACCUCAAAAGAGCACGUGCCCUGUUUCUCCACAGCCUCAACCACCAACUUUGGCCCUCACCAGACUCUUUUCGACAUCCCUCCGCCGGAGCCACUAACCUCCACCUUCGACCCCACCACCAUGUGCCACCCAAAACCCACCACCCUCUCCGCCUUCCCUAGCUUGAGAACAUUACAAGAGAAUCUUCACCUUCCUUUCAUCUACUCCUCCGUGGCGGCGCCACCCAUGCAUGGCGGCGAUACAAGCAACAACUACGGGAGUUCUUCCGGUGAGAACUGGUUGCCACCGUCCACUUCAGCUUCACAGACAGACAAUCAAAAGCCUGGUCCCACGGAGUUGGACUGUAUCUGGAGCUUCUGA